ACCUUUUUUAAUAUACUCUGAGCGUGUACGUGCCGUGUUGUUGCUGUGUUUUUAAUUGCAUGUUACCCCGAGUCCAGACGGUGUGUUGCAGCGAUGGGAAGAUUCCAUCGUCUCCAAAAGGAAUGAAGCUUCACGAGGAGUAAAAUGAGAGAACCCUAUACACCAUGUAUUCAUCAAAGUUUUUGUGGCCAUCCACCAAAUUCAGAAGACGACAGUUCCUCUGUUUGUUUCUGAUCAUCAUCACGACAUUUUUCAUCUUUUCAUUACUGUAUACAGCGGAAAAGACUAACAAGUACAGGAGGAUAGCAUUAGGUUUGCUAUCUAAUGCUGUUCAUCUCAACUUCCUUGCCCCCAAAACACCAUGCAGUCUCCCUUUGUACAACUCUUCCCAUGGUCCAAUUAAUGCAGACACUGACACAGUGCCUGGUCUGUCAGAGCUGGUUGAAGAGCUAGGACCCAACCUCGUACCUGGAGGACAUUUCAUUCCUCCACACUGCAGAUCUCAGCACAGGGUAGCCAUCAUUGUACCAUUCAGAGAGAGACAAAUACAUCUAAAAAUAUUUCUGCGGCACAUGCACCCAUUUCUGCAGAGGCAAAACUUAGAAUACGGAAUAUUUGUGGUCGAACAGGCUGAAGGGCAGCUGUUCAACAGAGCCAUUCUUAUGAACAUCGGUUUUGUGGAGUCGUUAAAGCUUCGUGAUUAUGACUGUUUUGUCUUUCAUGACGUUGACUUAUUACCUCUAGACGACAGAAAUUAUUACACCUGUGGGGAUCACCCAGUUCACCUCAGUGCUUCAAUUGAUGUCCAUGGCAACAGAUUAAUGUAUCAGAACAUAUUUGGUGGGGCGUCUAUGCUAACAAGAGAUAUGAUGUCACGGGUGAAUGGUUUUUCCAAUGUUUACUUUGGAUGGGGUGGGGAGGAUGAUGAUAUGUCAUACAGAGUGCGAAGUCAUGGCAUGCUGAUAUCUCGUUAUGAGCCAUGGGUUGCAACAUACACUAUGAUGCGACAUGCCAAAGAAAACCAAGAAGACAGAACACAGCUGCUUGCAUCAAGCCGAAAUCGAAUCCACAAAGACGGCCUCAACACUCUGAAAUACAAACUUCUUGAUCUCAAGUUACUUCCCCUGUACACAUGGGUGUAUGUUCAAGUCAACCAGACGCAGCUAUUGGAUGAUUUAAAUGUCACACUGAAGAAAUCAACCAAUCGAAAACAUGAUAAACAUGACUAACUUUUAUUGCUUUAUAACAGUGUAA
This is a messenger RNA of Physella acuta, 1254 nucleotides long. RefSeq names its product beta-1,4-N-acetylgalactosaminyltransferase bre-4. NCBI's taxonomy places the organism in Eukaryota, Metazoa, Mollusca, Gastropoda, Physidae. Gene Ontology annotation, biological process: carbohydrate metabolic process; glycosphingolipid biosynthetic process. Gene Ontology annotation, molecular function: galactosyltransferase activity; N-acetyl-beta-glucosaminyl-derivative 4-beta-N-acetylgalactosaminyltransferase activity. The record is from RefSeq and is a predicted model, not a curated record. Gene Ontology annotation, cellular component: Golgi apparatus.